This is a messenger RNA of Aspergillus steynii IBT 23096, 1779 nucleotides long. RefSeq names its product sugar porter family MFS transporter. The record is from RefSeq and is a predicted model, not a curated record. Gene Ontology annotation, molecular function: carbohydrate:proton symporter activity. Lineage: Eukaryota; Fungi; Ascomycota; Eurotiomycetes; Eurotiales; Aspergillaceae. Bases 1 to 1779 code for a protein of 592 amino acids. The transcript is spliced from 3 exons. Gene Ontology annotation, cellular component: plasma membrane. Gene Ontology annotation, biological process: transmembrane transport; carbohydrate transport.
AUGAAGUCGCCUUCGUGGAUUCCUCGCAAUCGGUCUUAUGCCCUGUCAUCGGGACCGUCGGAUCAUGAAAAGGGGCACGAUGAGGUCCUUGAAACUCCCGUCCCAUUUGUGACUUGGAGAUCCUUGCUUCUGGGGGGAUUUGUCUCCAUCGGCGGCAUCAUCUUCGGUUACGAUACCGGCCAAAUCUCGGGCUUUCUCGAGAUGGAGAAUUUCAAAAGAAGAUUCGGCCAGCUGCAGUCUGACGGGACGUAUGCGUUCAACAACGUGCGGUCCGGUCUGAUAGUUUCCUUGCUGUCCAUCGGCACGUUGCUAGGGGCCCUGCUCGCCGGGCCUCUGGCGGAUCGCAUCGGUCGCAAAUGGUCGAUUGCGUUUUGGUGCGUGGUUCUUCACGUCGGACUCAUCAUCCAGAUAGCCUCGCCUGCCCCCAAGUGGUACCAGGUGAUGAUGGGCCGGUUCGUCACCGGAUUCGGGGUGGGAUCGUGCUCCUUGCUGGUGCCCAUGUACCAGGGCGAGAGCGCUCCUCGACAAGUUCGCGGAGCCAUGGUGUGGUCAGUCGUUCCCCCAUCGAUGCUGCUUCGGGGGCAUUCCCUGGUUGACCGUCCAUCGAAUAGCUCCUAUCAAUUAUUCGUCACGCUGGGCAUCUUUGUUGCGUAUUGCAUCAACUACGGCACCGAGAGUAUGGCCAACUCCGCCUCCUGGCGCAUUCCCCUUGGCAUCACGUUCCUCUGGGGCUUGAUCCUGGGCAUCGGCAUCAUCUUCUUCCCCGAAAGCCCCCGAUACGACUACCGCCACGGACGCAUCGACCGGGCGAAGAAAACCAUGUCCAGGCUGUAUGGCGUCCCGGAAAAUCACCAAGUAAUCCAGGACGAGUUGGCCGAGGUCAAAGAGCAGCUCGAGGCCGAGAGUGACUCUCGCGGGGGUUGGCACGGGUGGAUCGAGAUGUUCCAAGGCCCGCGCAUGCCCUAUCGCAUCAUCCUGGGGGUCGUCCUGCAAGCGCUGCAGCAGCUGACCGGGGCAAAUUACUUUUUCUACUACGGGACGGUGGUAUUCAACGGCGCCGGGAUCAGCAACACCUAUGUCACCCAGAUGAUCCUGGGCGGCGUCAACUUCGGCACCACCUUCGGCGGACUCUACAUUAUUGAGCACUUCGGCCGACGCAAGUCGCUAAUCACCGGUGGCAUUUGGAUGUUCGUCUGUUUCAUGGUCUUCGCCUCGGUUGGCCAUUUCUCCCUGGACGUCCACCACCCCGAGGCGACCCCGGGCGCCGGGAAAGCCAUGGUUGUGUUCGCCUGUUUAUUCAUCACCGGCUUCGCAUGUACCUGGGGACCCCAGGUGUGGGCUAUCGUGGCCGAGCUGUAUCCAUCGCGCUACCGAGCGAAAGCGAUGGCCUUAGCCACGGCGUCGAACUGGCUGUGGAACUUCCUGAUCAGCUUCUUCACUCCGUUCAUAGCGGGGGACAUCGACUUUGCGUAUGGAUAUGUCUUUGCCGGGUGUUUGUUUGCCGCCGUCCUAAUAGUCUACUUCUUCGUCUUAGAAGGAAAAGGAAAGACGCUAGAGGAGAUGGACAUGAUGUACGUGAUGCGCGUGGCUCCAUGGAAAAGCAGCAAAUGGGUUCCGCCACCCCCGGACCAGCGCAUCACGACCGGUCACGUUCUUGACCGGAGGAUGGCUGAGAACUAUUCGGAGGGCGAAGAGGAGGCCACUAAGAGGAAGCCCGAAGAUGACAUCCGCCAUCAACACAUUGACGACAACGCCGCUGCGGGUCCGUCAAUUACAUAA